AGGGCAAACUUAAUAGAAUCCCUCUUAUCACAAUCCACUAAAAACUAUCCAGCAAUUCAGCAAAGAGAAGCAAUUGGAGAGAUUUCUUUGCGAUUGAAGAUGAGGAAAAUUUCUGUGCCUCACUCUCGCAGUGGUAUUAUUCCCUUUUUCUCUACUUUCCAUUUUGGUUCUGCAAUUUCAAUAACAGAUUAUUCUUCUUCUUGUCAAAGUAAUACUUCCAAACUUGGGUUAAACAUCAAUUUUGAGAAGGUCAAGUGUUUAGAUGAUGCUGUCACUCUCUUCCAUCAAAUGGUCAGAAUGCAGCCUCUUCCUUCUGUUGUAUGCUUCUCUAAAUUAUUUAAAACUAUCCUAAAUAUGAAGCAUUAUUCUUCUGUUGUUUUGCUUUUUCGAGAAAUGCAGAAAUUGGGUAUCCCAAUUGAUGGAUUCAUCUUGAAUAUUUUGAUUAACAGUUAUUGUCUGAUGCAUCGUGCUGAUUGUGCAUUUUCGGUGUUACCCAUUUACUUGAAGACUGGCAUUCCCUUUAAUGCUGUCACCUUUACCACCCUAAUUAGGGGAAUCUUUGCUGAAAAUAAGGUCAAAGAUGCAGUUGAAUUGUUCAAAAAAUUGUCGAGAGAGAAGAUUUGUGAGCCCAAUGAAGUCAUGUAUGGAACCGUCAUGAAUGAGCUUAGCAAAAGGGGUCAUACUCAAAAAACUUUAAGUUUGCUCCGGUUAAUGGAGCAAGGAAACACUAAGCCCAACAUAAAUAACUACAACAUUGUUAUAGAUGCGCUUUGCAAAGAUAGAAACGCAGAUGCUGCCGUCACCCUUUUGAACGAGAUGAAGCAGAAAGGCAUUCCUCCUAACAUAGUCACAUAUAAUUCAUUAAUUGAUGGUUUGUGUAAGCUUGGUCAGUGGGAAAAGGUUACAACUUUGUUCUCUGAGAUGGUGAACGUUAAUAUUUAUCCAGAUGUGUGUACCUUCAACAUAGUGAUAGCUGGUCUAUGCAACGAAGGGAAAGUCGAAGAUGCCGAGGAAGUAAUGAAACACAUGGUCGGAAAAGGUGUAGAGCCUGAUAUUAUCACAUACAAUGCGAUAUUGGAUGGAUAUUGUUUGCAUGGUCAACUAGAUAGAGCGAGGAGAAAUUUUGAUCUCAUGAUAGAGAAGCACAUUGAGCCUAACAUUAUUAGCUAUAACAUACUAAUAAAUGGAUACUGUAAACAAAAGAAAUUGGGGGAGGCCAUGCAAUUGUUUCGUGAAAUUUCUCAAAAGGGAUCAAAGCCUGAUAUUAUUACCUACAAUACUCUCUUGCAAGGUCUGUUUGAAGUUGGAAGAAUUGGUGAUGCAAAAAAGUUCUUUGAUGAGAUGCUAUCGACGGGGCUGAUACCUGAUCUGUACAUUCAUUGCACUUUGCUCAAUGGUUAUUUUAAGUAUGGACUUGUUGAAGAAGCUAUGUCACUCUUUAAUAAGUUGGAAAGAAAGAGAGAAAUUCCUCAUAUUAAAUUUUACAAUUUUGUCAUUAAUGGAUUGUGCAAAAAUCGUAAACUCGACAAAGCUCAUGCUAUUUUUGAGAAGCUUUCUCUAAUUGGAUUGCUUCCGAAUGCAAGAACAUACAAUUCAAUGAUAAAUGGAUUUUGUCUAGAAGGGUUGAUAGAUGAAGCCAAUGAUAUGCUAAGAAAAAUGGAGGAGAGCGGUUAUUUGCCAGAUGACAUCACUUACAAUGUUAUUGUGCGAGGAUUUCUCAAGUGCAGAAAAAUUAGUGCAAUGGCAACAUUCAUGAAAGAAAUGGCUGGAAGGGGCUUCUCAUUUGAUGCAAAUACAACUGAGUUACUGGUAAAUGUUAUUAGGGAGAAUCCUUAUGUCCUUGAUAUGAUACCUGAGCUUCACUCGAUAAAUAAGAAGUGAAUACUUUAGAACAUUGCUUGAGCUUUCUAGAGACUAUAUGACAGGGAUGUGUCCGCUGGAGAUGUUGUCCGUGUUGUUGCAAGUGCGUGUCGGGGUAAGAUGAACCGUGAAAUGCUUAAAUACAAGGAUGUUACUAUAUAAUGAUGACAAGCAUGGAUCUUGAAAAUAAGUGGAUGAAGAAGAUGGAAGCCAGUUUCUUUUUACGUUUUAAAUGCCAAAUUACCCUGGGUCAUCCUGAAGGCUUACUCUUAUUAGGUUGUGUAAAAUAUUACAUUAAUAUCAGAGGUCCGAAAUGUAGUCUAAAUGUUGAAUCACAAAUCUUCUACACGGAAAUGCAAGCAAUAUAUAUAGGGUUCCA
Messenger RNA from Lycium ferocissimum, 2239 nucleotides. RefSeq names its product pentatricopeptide repeat-containing protein At1g62670, mitochondrial-like. The record is from RefSeq and is a predicted model, not a curated record. Gene Ontology annotation, molecular function: protein binding. Lineage: Eukaryota; Viridiplantae; Streptophyta; Magnoliopsida; Solanales; Solanaceae. The transcript has 2 exons. Bases 100 to 1881 code for a protein of 593 amino acids.